This is a messenger RNA of Soboliphyme baturini, 402 nucleotides long. NCBI's taxonomy places the organism in Eukaryota, Metazoa, Nematoda, Enoplea, Dioctophymatida, Soboliphymatidae. The record is from the annotation of a GenBank genome assembly.
AUGGAAAAGUCGCAGUAUAUACGUUUGAAAGAGAAAAAGCACUGGAAGGGAGGCGCUGCCAAAACAUCCUUACGCCGCAUCGAGCCGGACUUAGAACAAACCUUGGAUGACCAACGAAUCGCUGCGAUGCUGCAGAAUGAAGAGUUCAUGCAACGUUUACGGGCUGAUGCCGACUUCAUGUCCGCAUUGGAACGAGAUAUGGCAAAAAAGAAGCACAAAAGUGAAAAACGCGCUGCCGCAAAAAACGCCUACUUAAAACCACCGACUGAUCCGGUUUCUUCAGUGAUCGACGAAGGGCCACCCCUCGAUGCUUCGCCUUUUCCGUAUACUAAGCAACUGGAGUCUACUUCACCGACGACGGAUUUUCGAGACAAACUUAAAUACAUGGGCAAAAGUAAGUGA